CCCUGAGGGCCCUUUCUCUUGGGCCAGUUAUUCUUCUGUUGGUCACACACAGGACCUCGCCAUGCAGGGGCUCACGGCCGCCCUUCUUGUCUGGACUCUGAUGUCUCCCCAGGGCCAUGGCAGGGAAGCCUGGCCCACGCACACGGCCUGCAGGGAUGAGAGUUUGCAAAUCCUCUACCAGAGCUGCGACCCAUUACAAGACUUUGGCUUUUCUGUUGACCAGUGUCCCAAACAAUUAAAACCAAAUCUCAACAUCAGAUUUGGAAUCAUUCUGAGGGAGGGCAUCGAGGAGCUCUUCCUGGACGUCGCUCUCUUCAGCAAAGGGCUGUCCAUUCUGAACUUCUCCUACCCCAUCUGUGAAGUGGAUCUACCCAAGUUUUCUUUCUGCGGAAGAAGGAAAGGAGAGCAGAUUUAUUAUGCUGGCCCUGUCAAUAAUCCUGGAUUUGAAAUUCCUGAGGGAGAGUACCAGGUUCUGCUGGAACUAUACAACCAAGACCACUCCACCGUGGCCUGCGCCAACGCCACCAUCCUUUGCUUCUGAGCCAUCUCGGAGCGCGGCGAGCUGCCCCGCGGGAACCGCAGCUUCUCACGCUCACCCUGCCGCGAGGAAGGACCAGCGGACGACAGAGCAAGCCUCUGGGGAGGCGCAGGCGCUGCUUUCAGCCCCAGGACCGGAGGUCCCCGGGCCCCGCGGAUGUAACGAGGCCCCCGAAACACCUGCUUCUCAGGGGCUCCUGGGGGUCACCCCGCAGGCUUGAGGGUCCGCCCCUCCUCCCUGAGCGCUCACCUGACAUCACUCACCUUUUCUCAGCUCCUGGGGGCCCCUCCUCGGUCGCCCCAAAUAAAGAAACCGGCACCACAAUUGUGCCUCGUGGUUUGUUAAAGAAUCUUGGUACAAUCCUGUAGCUCUCGCAUAAGUUCCUCUGCACACAGAGCCAGGGGCUGCCACGGCAUCAGUGAUGCUGAGAGAUUCAGGACAGUGGUGGCCCAGUGGCAAUGACAGCACUGCGAGUGAGCCGUCCCUUCUCCUGGGGGAGCCCCACGCCCUGAACGUGAGGGCCCAGAAGCUGACGAAACCUCACAAGCAGUACAUCACAGCCCCCCUCCGAACAAACCUCAUUAUCCUGAAGCGUGGCUGUCCUGGCCCCAGCGCACCACGGCCCUCGUGAAUGUGUUCGUUAAUUCACUCAGCAAGUCACGGCCGGUCACCCACAUGCUGGGCCCUGUGCUCAGCACUUAGGCUACUCCAGGGAGCAAGACAGACACUGUCCCUGCCCUCAUGGAGCCUGCAGUCCCCUGGAAUAUUAAAAAGCCACAUGUCCACCAGGGGCCACAUUAUGCAUGUACAGAGACACCUCCUUUGAUGCCCCCUGUAAAUGACGAGGCGGCCUGUCUGUUGCCAGAGCCGUUUGGUGUCCCUGUUGUCUCCUGUCCCCGGAUGUGCAGAAUCCCUGGGGGGCUCCACCUCCCC
Molecule: messenger RNA, 1471 nt
Organism: Physeter macrocephalus (sperm whale)
Lineage: Eukaryota; Metazoa; Chordata; Mammalia; Artiodactyla; Physeteridae
Gene: LY86
Product: lymphocyte antigen 86
Exons: 5
Coding region: 62-541 (159 amino acids)
Biological process (GO): positive regulation of lipopolysaccharide-mediated signaling pathway; innate immune response
Source: RefSeq, a predicted model, not a curated record